AUGAUGCAAUUGCGUUUGUGUGCUCAUGUUGGUCAACAACAACCGCCUAUCAAACAUUUUACAUUGAAACGUAAACCAAAAAGUGCUGCAUUACGUGCAGAACUAUUACAAAAAUCAGCAGAUGCCGCAAGUUCUGUUAAAAAAGUUUCUGCUCCCACAGUACCUGUUAGAAGUCGAGGAAUGCCCAGGAAAAUGACUGAUACAACUCCAUUAAAAGGAAUUCCGAGCCGUGUGCCUACCGGUGGUUUCAGAUCACCCCCAACCAACAGUCCGUCUGCUUCAAGACCCCCAAUGGUUAGAAAUGCUGGAAGGAAGGAUGGUGGUAUCAAAUUGUUAGAUAUUACAGAACAGCCUUUAGGUUACGCUGCUGCUAAGAAGAGGAAACGUAUGCAAGAAUUAGAAGAACAAAAGAAAGCAUCAGAAUUGGCAGCUGCUGCACAGGCUGCAGCGAGUGUUGCCGAUAGUACCCCCGACUAUGCAGCUGGCUUGACAAGUACUGUUGUUUUUACGCAACCAGCAACUACACCAGGAAUGACAGUAAAAGAACCUACUACGCCUUCUUCAUCAAGUUCGAACACGACAUCUUCCACAUCCGGCACAUCAUCUACAGGCAGCUCAACAUCUACCACAACCGACACGUCCACACCUUCCAGUUACAAUCCAAAUGGAACGCCAAACAGAACGCCUUUCACUGGCGAAAGUCCUUUGGCUCAUUCAAAUAUGGGACAGACCCAACAGACUAUAAUUCUCACACCCAGUUCCAUUCGGCCACCGAAUCUAUCAGAGGAUUCUGCCAGUCCGAGCACACCUGUAAAUGAAAUGCGUCAUAAAGUAAUUGUGGCAUCACCGUUGGCAAAAGGCAAGACGCAGACCGUUAUAUUGGCUAAUUCAGGAGUUUUGCAGAAGAAUGUGCUGCUUGGGGUGCAGAAAGGCCAUCAACUUGUUUCCAAUUUACAAACAGGUUUGAAUAAUAGCACGAAUGUUCCUGGUAUAUCUAGCUUGCAAAAUAAUUCAAACCCGCCAGGAUUGACCCCUACGAAUAUGCCGAGAGUUGUUAAAUUACCAAACCAGCAAGCUCAGCCUGCGCAGAGGAAAGGAUUAUCUCUUACGAAGCCACAAAUGUUGGAGGCACAAGAAAUGUUUAGCAAAGCCAACAAAGUUACGAGACCAGAGAAAGCUUUAAUAUUAGGUUUUAUGGCUGGAUCUAGAGAUAAUCCAUGUCCUGAUUUAGGCAAUAUAGUAACAAUCAAGCUCUCUGAAAUUCUGGAAAAUGUACUACAAGAAGACGAUACUUACAAAGCCAUGCUCGUGGAGACACAUUUCCAAAUGAAUUAUGAAAAUGGAGAGUGGGAACGAAUAAAAAAAUAUCGAAGAAUAGACACCAACGAUGCUAAAGUUGUUCACCAAGGGCAAGGAGAGAGUAUAGCCCUAUAG
This is a messenger RNA of Ctenocephalides felis (cat flea), 1434 nucleotides long. RefSeq names its product negative elongation factor A-like. The record is from RefSeq and is a predicted model, not a curated record. Gene Ontology annotation, cellular component: NELF complex. Gene Ontology annotation, biological process: negative regulation of transcription elongation by RNA polymerase II. The transcript is spliced from 9 exons. The coding region runs from base 1 to 1434 and encodes 477 amino acids. NCBI's taxonomy places the organism in Eukaryota, Metazoa, Arthropoda, Insecta, Siphonaptera, Pulicidae.